AUGCAUUACCCAUCUCACAUCGCUAGAUUACAGUAUAAAAGUAUUAUUCGUUUCAAAAUUCCUAACACCCAAGAUGAUCUAAUUGGGAUCCUAACAACGAUAAUAUGGGUUCCGUCAGGGCACCAUGCUGCUGUCAAUUUUGGGCAAUACCCAUAUGCUGGUUACAUCCCAAACAGGCCAACAAUAGCAAGAACAAAAAUGCCAUCGGAGAUUCAAGAAAGCGAAUAUUGGAAAAACUUCAUUGCUAACCCGAUAGGAGCCCUUCUGCAGUGCUUUCCGUCGCAGCAACAGGCCACAACGGUUAUGGCUGUGUUAGACGUUCUGUCGAACCACUCUGUAGACGAGGAGUAUAUUGGGGAGAAGAUUGAGCCUUCGUGGGAGGAGGAAGGGGUUAUUAAGGCAGCCUUUGAGCGGUAUAGUAGAAGGGUGAAGGAGAUUGAAGGGAUUAUUGAUGCUAGGAAUCUUGAUUUGAGUCUCAAGCAUAGAAGUGGGGCUGGAGUUGUACCUUAUGAGUUGUUGAAGCCAUUUUCAAAGCCUGGUGUUACUGGCAUGGGUGUCCCUAAUAGCAUUUCCAUAUGAUGAACUUUUAAUUACAACCCAAUCUUUCCACACUUUAUCUUCAUUUCUUAUGAUAACUAAUUACAUCUUAUCCAUUUUAGGGUUUCAUUUAUUGUCUCAAUGAAUGAAGCAUAAUUAAUUAGUAAC
Messenger RNA from Impatiens glandulifera, 705 nucleotides. Its product is annotated as linoleate 13S-lipoxygenase 2-1, chloroplastic-like. The transcript has a single exon. Bases 1 to 579 code for a protein of 192 amino acids. Lineage: Eukaryota; Viridiplantae; Streptophyta; Magnoliopsida; Ericales; Balsaminaceae. The record is from RefSeq and is a predicted model, not a curated record. Gene Ontology annotation, biological process: lipid oxidation. Gene Ontology annotation, molecular function: oxidoreductase activity, acting on single donors with incorporation of molecular oxygen, incorporation of two atoms of oxygen; metal ion binding.